This is a messenger RNA of Anoplopoma fimbria (sablefish), 1698 nucleotides long. It is a transcript of the gene laptm4a, whose product is annotated as lysosomal protein transmembrane 4 alpha. The coding region runs from base 104 to 823 and encodes 239 amino acids. The transcript has 7 exons. The record is from RefSeq and is a predicted model, not a curated record. NCBI's taxonomy places the organism in Eukaryota, Metazoa, Chordata, Actinopteri, Perciformes, Anoplopomatidae. Gene Ontology annotation, cellular component: lysosomal membrane.
UUUGUUUUUAUCCCUGGUGUAGGAAGUGGUGGGCGUUCCUCCCGUUUUUUCGCUCACUGUUGAUGCUGACAAGAUUGUUUCUCCUCCACGACAAGCUCUCCCGAUGUUUCUUCCUACGCUCGUGGAGGACAUGCAUCACUUUAAACCCAGUCGAGACAGAUUGUACACCACCAGAUGCUGCGGAUGCUGCCACGUCCGGACGGGGACCAUCAUCCUGGGGACAUGGUACAUGGUUGUCAAUCUGUUGAUGGGCAUCCUGCUGACUGUAGCUGUGACCCACCCAGAGAACGUGCCCACCAUUGACUUGCAGUAUGAGGUCAUCGACCAUUACUUUGCCUCCGACAGGAUGUCUGAGAAUGCCUGUGUUGGAUUUGCCAUCUCUCUGCUGAUGCUCACCAUCAGUGCCAUGAUGGUGUAUGGAGCCAUUACUCAUCGUGACGGCUGGCUCAUCCCGUUUUUCUGCUAUCAGCUGUUUGACUUUGCUCUGAGCUGCUUGGUGGCCAUCAGUUCUCUCACCUACCUACCCAGGAUCAAGGACUACCUGGACCAGCUGCCGGAUUUCCCAUACAAGGAUAACCUCCUCUCUAUGGACUCCAGCUGCCUGCUGCUCUUUGUGCUGGUCUUCUUUGCCUUCCUUAUCAUCCUCAAGUCUUACCUGAUCAACUGUGUGUGGAACUGCUACAAGUACAUCAACAACAGGAACAUGCCAGAGAUUGCUGUCUACCCGGCCUUCGAGACCCCUCCCCAGUACAUCCUGCCCACUUAUGAGAUGGCAAUGAAGAUGCCAGAGAAGGAGCCACCUCCCCCUUACAUGCCUGCUUAAGCACCAGCCCUGUUGCCAAAACACACACAAACACACACACACACACACACACACACAUGCACACACACCACCAUAUGCAUUCCUACCUUUCCUCACUAACUCCUUCUGAACACCUUCCUACUGUGUAUGUGUAAGGCCACUGACAAUGUUUGUCCAACCCUACCCUCUGUAUUUCUACAGAGCGUCUAUAGAGCACCCUGGAGGUGUGAGAGGAGAAAGGUGGGAAAGAAAGAAAUCUGUGAGAAAUAAAUACAUGAAUGUGAUCUUUGAAAAGCAACGGAAGUUACCAGCCUCCCCCUCCCUCCCACCCCUCUGGCCUUUUUAUGUCUUAGUAAAAGGGAUACAUGUGAAAAUUACAUUGCUUGAAAUGCUAUCAUCAAUCCAGCACCAUCCUAUCUAUAGAUUGAUAUAUGAAGUGUAAAAAAACUAUUAUGACAAUCCUCUUAUUAUAGCUUUUAUUGUUGAAUUGUGUUACUUUUUCCCCCCCUAAUAAUUAAUAUCUAGGCUAUUCCAUCUCAGUCUUGAAUGGAAUCUGUAGCACUUUUUCGUCCGUUAUUUAUUUAGCUUUGCUGUGGUUCAGUUCACCACCACCCUUGACAUUUUUGUAACUUUCUGCUGCCCUGAUGUGUUAGCGAAGCAAGUGAAUAGUUUCCCAGUUGAGACUGAGAGACAAGACAGAUCGAGAGAGAGAGAGAGCGGAGGCAUUGAUGAUGGAUGAUUUUCUCUGCUUCUUUUUCACCUGAGGUCUGGAGCAAACAGCGAGUCUUGUGAACAUUAGUAGUCGCAUGCUUAUCAACAACCUCUCCAUUAUUUUAUUGGUAAUAUGAUUUUAUCCUAGUGGAAAUACAUUUGACUUCAAUAAACGUUUCAGAACA